Molecule: messenger RNA, 2374 nt
Organism: Hippocampus comes (tiger tail seahorse)
Lineage: Eukaryota; Metazoa; Chordata; Actinopteri; Syngnathiformes; Syngnathidae
Gene: tfcp2
Product: transcription factor CP2
Exons: 15
Coding region: 605-2095 (496 amino acids)
Biological process (GO): regulation of transcription by RNA polymerase II
Cellular component (GO): nucleus
Molecular function (GO): DNA-binding transcription activator activity, RNA polymerase II-specific; RNA polymerase II cis-regulatory region sequence-specific DNA binding
Source: RefSeq, a predicted model, not a curated record
AAAAAAUAACGAAGAAGAGACAUGCACGGAAAUUACGGCAGUUCCGUUUCCCAAGCUAGAUAAAUAAACAAAAGGAACAUAAAAUUCGACCAUUUUGGCUCAUUCACGGUUAAAGAAAUGCUUGUUGUGAAUUAUGUAAUUUUGCCGCGAGACCUCAUGUAGGGAGCUUAGGCCGAGGAGCACUAAUUGUCAGGAUCGCUGUUGCUAGCUGGUUAGCAUGACGAGCUCGACAUGUUUAUUUUAGUACCGAAGCGACGGCACACGACAUGAUGGCAUGAUAACCUCGCACUAUUAGCAAGCAGCUGCGCUCCGCUUCGCUGUAAGGUAACCCGUGCAGACCGCGAACCGGUAAAAUUAAAAUAAUUUGCUAAGUGGCUAACAGUGUUGUGUGAUGCAUUGUUUUCCAGUUGGGCGAAAGUUCAAUGCACCACUAAUAUUCCCGUUAGAACUUUUCUUUUUCGCCAUGAUUACCUAUUCUUGCCUCUUUAGAAAAAUAAUUUCUACAGUUAUGUGGAAAUUUAAUUUAGUGUUCUUCGCCGAAGGUUGAAACUUGAUCGAAGGUGCUAUCAGGACCGAACCCCAUUGAGAUUUACACACAGUCAUCAUGGCAUGGGCUCUGAAGUUGCCACUCUCCGAUGAAGUCAUUGAGUCCGGACUGGUCCAGGACUUUGAUGCCAGCCUGUCGGGCAUCGGUCAGGAGCUCGGUGCUGGCGCAUACAGCAUGAGCGAUGUACUCGCCCUGCCCAUCUUCAAACAGGAGGAGUCCAACUUGCCUUCGGACACUGACAACAAGGUCCUACCCUUCCAGUAUGUUCUGUGUGCCGCUACCUCGCCAGCUGUUAAACUGCAUGAUGAAACACUCACCUACCUCAAUCAAGGGCAGUCCUAUGAAAUUAUCAUGCUUGAUAAUCGAAAAAUUGGUGAACUUCCGGAAAUCUCUGGUAAAAUGGUUAAGAGCAUCAUUCGUGUGGUGUUUCACGACCGCCGACUUCAGUACACGGAGCACCAGCAGCUGGAGGGCUGGCGCUGGAACAGGCCCGGGGAUCGCAUUCUGGACCUGGAUAUCCCCAUGUCAGUCGGCAUGAUCGACCCACGGGCUAACCCUACUCAGCUUAACACUGUGGAGUUCCUCUGGGAACCGUCAAAAAGAACCUCCGUUUUUAUCCAGGUUCACUGCAUCAGCACAGAAUUUACCAUGCGCAAACACGGCGGGGAAAAGGGGGUUCCAUUCCGCAUCCAGAUCGACACCUUCAAAGAGAACGAGAGCAGCGAGUACACCGAGCACCUCCACUCCGCCUCCUGCCAGGUCAAAGUUUUCAAGCCUAAAGGUGCGGACAGAAAGCAGAAGACCGAUAGGGAAAAGAUGGAGAAGAGGGCACCACAGGAGAAGGAAAAAUAUCAGCCCUCGUAUGAAACUACGAUCCUCACAGAGUGUUCCCCCUGGCCCGAGGUCACCUACACCAACAACUCUCCAUCACCGGGCUUCAACAGCACACAGAACAGUUUCCCAGUCAUAGAAGGAAAUGGAUCACCAAAUCACCAGCCUGAGCCUGUUGUUCAAGUAGCUGACAAUUUGUUACCUGCGGCGACGCCACAAGAUGCACAACAGUGGCUUCUCCGAAACCGCUUCUCGCCCUUCUCUCGUCUCUUCACCAACUUCUCAGGGGCAGACCUGUUGAAGCUGACCAGGGAGGAUGUCAUUCAGAUCUGUGGCCCAGCAGACGGCAUACGACUAUUCAAUGCACUAAAGGGACGGGUGGUCCGUCCGAGGUUAACCAUCUACGUGUGCCAGGAAUCGCAGCAGGCCCGUGAUCAGCAGAUCAAACAUGAGAACGGAGAUGCUGCAAACAUCACUUUCUUUAUAUAUCAUGCAAUCUACCUGGAGGAGCUAACUGCUACCGAGCUGACCGAGAAGAUCGCUCAGCUUUUCAACAUCUCACCCCGACAGAUCAACCAGAUCUUUAAACAGGGCCCGACUGGCAUCCACGUGCUCGUCAGUGAUGAGAUGAUUCAGAAUUUCCAGGAUGAAGUUUGUUUUGUUCUGGAUACGAUGAAGGACGACUCAAAUGACGGCUACCACAUCAUCCUGAAGUGAACCCGAUCCAGUCGGCCCUUUCUUCUAUCCAGCUUCACCCACCUUACGCUCUCCCGGAUCACAUGGAGACACCGCUUGAGGCUGCUCGGCAGAACAUGAACCACCUGUCCUCUUCAUGUCUUACUUGGGAGGGAGUGACUCUGUUACCCCGAUGACGAAGUGUAGCUCCCCUUCUCAACCAGCCGUUCUCUCCCCAACAUGGCUGCAUUUUCCUCCUCCUUUGCAUAUGUCUCCGGAAUGAGUUUGGCUGGUGUGACUGCCGCAUCUGAUGUGCUAAAG